AUGGGCGGCAGAAUCAUAGUGUCGAUUGACUUUGGUACAACGUAUUCGGGGCUGUCUUGGGCCGAGACAAGUCGGCCCGACGUCCAACACGUCGUGUCAACUUGGCCGUCAACCGAUUCUCCAAAGACCAGCCCCAAGGUGCCGACGGAACUGCGCAAAGUGGCGGCGGGAUGGCAGUGGGGGUUCCAGAUUCCAGACGAUGCAAAGCGUCAUCGCUUCUUCAAACUAAAACUGGAUGAGCCGGAAACGCCCAACGGGGAGGGGGAGACGCCCUUGCAGCUCACCAAGAUCUAUCUGUCCUGCCUGCACGACCACUUCAUCAGCCUGCUGGAGAAGCACUUCUCUCAAAGCGUCGUGCAAGCGACCCAGAUGGAUUUCGUCGUCACCGUCCCGGCCAUCUGGUCCAACACUGCGAAACAAGCCACCGAACGAGCUGCCGCCAUGGCCGGAUUCUGCGGCAAUCGAAGAAUCCACCUCAUCUCGGAGCCAGAAGCGGCAGCGCUGUACGCCAUCAGACACCUCGGGUCGUCCGUCUUGAAACCGGGCAGGAAAUUCGUCAUUUGCGACGCGGGAGGCGGCACAGUCGACCUCAUUUCGUAUGAGGUUUCACACGCCGGCAACAUUGCCGUCAAGGAAGUCACAGAAGGUACAGGAGGUAAGUGUGGCUCGGCCAUGCUGAACAAAAGAUUCAGGCGCUUUCUCAAGCAGACUCAUGGCGACAAGUACUGGACCAACGAGCGGCUCUUGACAGCCGUUGCCGAGUUUGAAUCAUUCAAAAAGGAUUUCACGCCCAAAGGCGACCCUCUUACCAUACGGGUCGACGAAAGCCUCGGCCUUAAGCGAAAUCGAUUCACGAUCCCGCAGGCAGAUAUGACGACGAGGAUUUUUGCGCCCAUUGUGAAAGACAUCAUCUGUCUGAUCAAGGAGCAGAUAGCCAUGGUGGGUGACGGCAUAGCGGCCGUCGUUCUGGUCGGCGGGUUCGGUCAGAGCGCCUACCUGAGAGCCGAGGUGAAGGCUUCUCUGGCUAGGAAUGCUUCAGUCCUGCAGCCAGAGAAUGGCUGGAUCGCAGUUGUCAAGGGCGCUGUUAUCCACGGUCUGGGCUACUACAAUCCAACCUUGACGCAGGUACAGGUCGUGUCGCGCAUAGCAAGACGUUCGUACGGAACCUGUUUACUCGCGGCCUAUGACAUGAUGCGCCAUGACCCAAAGGAGGCGGUGUGGUCUCGGAAAGAAGGCGAAAUGGUCGUCGCGGAAAUGUGCUGGUUCAUCCAAAAGGGCCAAUCGUACACAGAAGGCGUGCCCACGGCAAUUGCCUAUCAAUGCGACAUCCCCGUAUCGUCUGGACCGCCGCCUCAACCCGAAAUCGAAAUCUUUUGCAACGACGAGGCCGUGCCUCCUGUCCACUGCACGUCGCGGACAAGGCGAAUUGCUCAAUUGUUUCUCGACUUGGACCGUAUACCCAUGUCGGCCAAGUCGGCGGCGGGCAUGACGCGAAUCGGCAACCACUGGUACUACUCCUUGACGGGCGCUAUUGAAGCUAGUUAUGGCUCAGCCAUGGUUACCUACCGAGUUCAGCUGGGGGGCGUGACGCACGAUGCUCUCACUGUUCGAUAUGAACAACAGGGGUUUGUGAUAGACUAG
Molecule: messenger RNA, 1641 nt
Organism: Ustilaginoidea virens
Lineage: Eukaryota; Fungi; Ascomycota; Sordariomycetes; Hypocreales; Clavicipitaceae
Exons: 8
Coding region: 1-1641 (546 amino acids)
Molecular function (GO): ATP binding; ATP-dependent protein folding chaperone
Source: RefSeq, a predicted model, not a curated record